AUGCAGGCAAUGAGCAGUGAUAACCCUAGUUUCUUCAUGGAGACUUCCCCUGCUGAAGGGGGAAAUCAAGCCGUCCACUCCCCCUCUGAAGGCAGUUCUGAAAUGGACACUUCGUCUUUCGAUUCCAAUAUGAGGCAUUUCGUUUAUUCCGAUUUGACAAUCAGCGCAUCAACCCCCGCCGCCUCUGCACCCUCUACCGUGCCCAUGCGAUUGAAACCAGGUAACAAGAAGUCUUUCGUAUGGAACUACUUCCGUCACCCAGAGAAUGAAUCUGGAAUGGUGGACAGAACACGGACCCAAUGCCUCCUCUGCAAGAGUCAAUUAGCUUUUAAUGCUUCUGGCACAACUACGACAAUGCUCAACCACUUGAAGAGUCGACAUGGCGAAAUAGCUCAGCGCGAAGAAUCGCAAAGGGUUCGGAGUAGCACCUCAAGUCGAAGGAAGGAGACAGCGCCAUCUCGUGCUGCUUCUAGUGCAUCCUAUUCACCUCCACGUGCCCAACAGCAAUCGGCACAGGCAACAUUGCCGCCAAUUCCGCCAUCACAAAUUCAAAACUCCAGAAUCGGUCACAGCAAUGGUUGCACUGACUUCACACAGAUAUCGGAGGAUCUCCGAAAACUUGCGCAUUUGAAAGACGAGGCAAAGCAGACGAAUCAAAAGGUGGGUCUGCUUCAGCCCUUUCUGGCGUUGAGUGGACUUGAUACCGGGGGCAGGCACGGUAGUUCUCAGGUGGUUGGACCGCCAGAAUCAAUUGCAACGGCUGCAGAGGCUGCCGCAGCUGCAGCUGCAGCGGCUGCAGCAUCAAGCGGUCUUCUUCCUCCUUCUGUAUUUCUCGGAGGCUUACCACAACUUCCCACUGCCACUUCUGCCCCGCUUAUUCCACCUCUAUUUCCCAUUCCGCCUCCUUUGGAAUCAACACCCUUGAUGCCACAAUUGGCAGGGUUCUUGCCUCCUAAUUUUCCUGCUUUCGUCCCUCCGAAUUCAACCUCUUCCUCUGUAUCCAUCGACACCGACGAUGCAAUGGAACGUCUUCACUCGGCAUCGCAGAUAGGUCAGGAUUCCGGCCCGCUGGCGGUGGCACGAGCAUGGCUUUCCACUCUAACUAGCCUGCCUAGCCAGUCCGCAAAUAACGGUAGCUCUAAUGGAAAUCGGGUCCCCACCACCUCACCUAUAAACACCAAUGCCACUGUUCCAAAUCCUACAUCUCCAGGAAACCUUGCAUCAAUGGAAGAACUGUUAAAGAGUCUCCCAGGUCUGACAGCACAGCAGGCGGGUGCCGGAAGUAAUUCAAAGCCUCUGCCAGUGCCGCCAUUGUCUCCUGAUUUGCUCUCUACUCUGGUACACAACACUCCAUUAAUGUGGAGCAUUCUUUCAAGAUCUCAGGCUCUUCUAGCUUCACAGGGCUGCAUUCCACCCCCACCCCCACCCCCACCACCACCACCACCACCAAUGCUUUCUACUUCGUCCACUGCAUUGAUAACCGGUGCUCCGACGACAGCGUCACCAUCUACCCCCUCAAUGCUGUCGUCCAGCGUCAAGUCUUCCUCCAGCAGUGUAGACUUGAUGACAGGUACUGCAAAGCGUAAGCGUACGCGGCCAGUAUACAUACCUCCACAAAUGCGAGCAGUGAAACGGUCUUCCAUGGAGGGCAGCUUAGGUGCUCCAGAUAGCCCAGAGGAUUUGAGUAUGCCUCGAACGACGCGACACCAACACCAAGAGUUGUCAACUGGAGCUUUGGAAACACGUCUUGCCUAUUUCCUUGUCCGUGAAAUGCUUCCGCCGGAAAUUCUUGAGAGGGAAGGUUUUCGAACCCUCAUGAAUGAGUUAAUUGGCUCGAAGAAGGCUCUAUCGGUCCCUCGAAUCACUGCGAGACAAAUGAGAAUGGAGAUAUUGCCACAGAUAGCAAAUGCGGUCCUUCCAACCCAGCAACAACAGACAAUGAGUCGAAGUAGUCUGGCAAUUGAAUUCUGGCGAAAUAUGGAUGGACGUCAAAACUUCGCCAACCUAAGCGUAGGCUGUGGAGGGCGUUUACUACAAACGGCAUUAUUGAAGUGCCCAGGAGAUGUGAAGAAAAUUAUUGUGGAUUGCGUUGGAUCAAGUGAAAAAACGGCAGUGUUGUUGCCCAGAGUCCUGGUGACAAACCGACCGGAGGAAUUUGAGGAAAUUGUGUCUGAAGACUUUGCCAUUGUGCCUUGCUUUGUUACAGCUCUCGCUGCGUCUGUUACGUCGAGCAAAGUCAUGGUGUUGGGCAAGAUGGCAGAUAGUGAAGUUGGAAAAAUGGGCAACAAGUGGGAACAGGGUGAAGAUAGGGAUGACAGUGGCUUCCGAGCACCGGGAGUUGUCGCCUUACUACGGGAUAUGAGAGAAGCUAUAGGGUUACCAUCAAAUUUCACCAGUGUCAUUACCACGGAGGCCAUUACAUGGCGUGAAGUUGCCGACUUAAUGGUUCGAGUCCACGCGGAACGACAAAAUGGGGAUGUAUGGCAACUCAAGUGUCUCCUUGAUAAUAUUAGCAAGAGCCUUGACUACGUAACGCAACAAGAAGCAUCAUCUGCUACUGUCUCUCUGAUCACUCUUAUGCUGAUUAACCUCCGAAAGACCCAUUUAAUGACAACUUCAGAGGAUUCUGAGGUGAUAGGGGCUUUCAAGACCGCGGUGAAUGAAAAGUUGGAUGUAUUCUAUCCACGCAAAUCGGCCUCAAUAUCCGACCUCUUACUGAUUGCUGGUUUGACCGACCCACGAGUGCGAACACGGGUUCACGAAUUUGAACCGCAAUCUGUUAAUCUUUUGAAGGAAAAAGUCGAGGAGUUGAGUCGGUUGAGGGAUAAGGAUGAGGUGUUUGUGCACACAGCACACUGUGAAGUGGAUCGAUAUUUGCGUGAAGAGGUGAAACAUGGUGUACAGACGGAUCCUUUUCAGUGGUGGAGCGAAAGGCAGUCAACAUACCCUUUACUGAGUCGAUUAGCUCGACACUACCUUGCAAUACCUUUGGCUUCUUUCAAUGCAAAACUUCGGUUAAAACCACUGAUCAGAAAUGCAGAAAAGAUAGUACCAAAUGCGCUGCCAGACGGACUGAAUCUGCCAAAUUAUUGUGAUGUCUUUGCUCAACUGAAAAUGAACCUCUUCACAGAAGAUAUGCUAAUUUACACCUUUCUCUGGCACAACUGGAGCCUCCCAUCUGUUCAGGUGAGUGAAAAAUUCCCUUCUACUAAUAAUGUUAUAGUAGCAUUAGUACUGACUGUCGUCUGCUUCCUUCUGACUUAG
Messenger RNA from Hydatigera taeniaeformis, 3264 nucleotides. Lineage: Eukaryota; Metazoa; Platyhelminthes; Cestoda; Cyclophyllidea; Taeniidae. The record is from the annotation of a GenBank genome assembly.